AUGGACAUUAAUAACACCAGAGACAAAAGGGACAUCACAGGCGUAACCUCUUCAUACAUACUAGUUCCAUCUUCGAAAAUCACACUAGCACUUAUUGAUGCACCAUUUUCCUGUAAUGUACUUGUAAAAUCUGCACCAUCAUCACUGACUGAAGCAACACCAGCUUCUAUUGCUCCUGAAAAAGUUACUAAUAUUUUAAGAGAAAAUGAGUACACUCAAGAGUUCAAUUUUCCUAGUUCUGUGAAGUCAUAUGAUUCAAACCAGCUUGCUUCAAAUAAUCCAAUUGAAGAUGCAAGAACAGAAGCAAGAGGGCUAUUGACAACUGGUAUCCUGUUAGGUGUGUUUGAUGGCCAUGGUGGUGCAGCAUGUGCACAAGUCACUGCCAAGAGACUCUUUGAUUACAUCACUGUGUGUAUGCUUCCUCCUGAUUUACUUAAUAAAUAUUUAGAGUCAUUGGAAACUAAUCAAUCAUUAAAGCUCUUAGAAAUGUAUAAUGAUAAAAUAGAUUUAUUAGCUGAUCUUAAAGAAAAAUAUUUAGAGACUUUCAAGAAGUUUGUUAAAGAAUUGUCAGAAAUGAAGAGUAACUCUUUAGACUUUCAAAUGAAAGAGGUAAUGGAAAAAGCUUUUUUGAGAUUGGACCAGGACCUUUCUCUAGAGGCGUUAGAAAAAACAGAUGGUAAAAUUGAUAUUAAGACACUUUCUGUUGCUAUGUCUGGAGCAGUGGCCUGUGUAGCACACAUAGAUGGUCCACAUUUGCAUGUUGCAAGUGUCGGUGACUGUCAGUGUGUUCUUGGGGUGCUUAGUGAUGUCAAUACUUGGACAGCCAAAAAAUUAACAAAAGAGCAUAAUACUGAAAAUGUGUCAGAAGUGAAUCGAAUUUUGCGUGAACAUCCUCUCAAUGAACGUGAAACUGUAAUUAAAUCUGAUAGGUUGCUUGGACAAUUGGCACCCUUACGAGCAUUGGGUGAUUUCCGUUAUAAGUGGAGCAAAGAAAUUAUGAAUCAAGUAGUAAAGCCUGUUUUCGGUGAAAACGCUAUUGCACCAAAUUAUUACACACCACCAUACCUUACUGCCUGCCCUGAUGUAGUUCAUCACAGACUAACUCCUAGGGACAAAUUUUUAAUCAUUGCAUCAGAUGGUUUGUGGGAUUUAGUGUCACCUUUACAAGUUGUCCGUCUUGUUGGAGAGCACAUGAGUGGCAAAGUUACUUUGAAUCCUUUUCGCCUCCCUAGAAACAAUAUGACUCUUUCUGAGAUUAACACUAUGUUAUUGCAAAGAAAAGAAGGUCUUAAGAGAAAGCCAAUUGAUACAAAUGCAGCUACACAUUUAAUCAGGAAUGCUCUAGGGGGUACAGAGUAUGGUCUGGAUCAUGGCAAACUUUCACAAUUGUUGUCGAUGCCAGAUGAAGUAGUAAGAUUAUUUAGAGAUGACAUUACAGUAACUGUUAUUUAUUUUGAUUCUGAAUAUUUAAGGCAUUGUCCUGUAUAAAAAAAAUGUAUAUAUUGUAAUAAUGAUAUAGUUGUGAAAUUUCUGUAUACAUAAUAGCAUGUAUAUUUAUAUUUAUUCGUAGGAAAAAUAUUAUAAAAUGACUGUGAAUGGCCCAAUAUGAGUGACCUGUAUGAGUAACGAGUAUUCCCAUUUACCUUUUAUUUCUAGAUCAUUGGAGAUGUUUCCUAUAUUUCAAUGUGGUCAUAAAGGGAAUAAUAUGAAAUCCAGGUCUCUCUGGGAACUAGUGUUCACUCUUGUCAUAUGGAAUGUUUUUUUUUGUGGCCUGUAAUAGAAGCAAGAUGAGUUUAUUUUGUCAGUUAGUUUGUUUAAUAGAAUUUUAAAUAAAAGAAUGUUGACAUUUCAUCGCUUGAGGUCUCUUGGAAUAUUUAUACACAGAAAGAUAAAUUUUUUAAAGUCCUAUUUAUUUUUUUUAUCUCAGAUUAUAUGGUUUUCUCUUGUACGAUUCUAUUUUGUUUUCUCAGAGAUUGCAAUUGUAUAGAUUGAAAAAUUGUAGUAAAAUCUUGUAGAUGUGAAAAAUAUGAAAAGUAUAUCCAAUUUAUAUACAAGAACUUACAAUUUUUCUGAUAUAAAUAAUCUCGUUUGGUUUUCAGCUGUCAAUUGGGUUCUGUUUUGAGUUUAGGCUCUCCUGAAAUGCAAUGCUCAAAUUGACCUGUAGUUGCUCACAAACAUUGAAAUAGUAUUAUGUUCAUAAAAAUGAAACAGGUAGCUAUUUGUUAUUAUGAUAAUCAUAUAUGUGGAAUUGGGUUCUAAAAUUCAACACAAUUCAAAAUGCAUAAAUUUAUUAGGUUGCAAGUUAUUUGUGUGUGAACAAGUUGGCAUAUUAUCAGAAUUAGAUGUGAUUUUUUUUUUCAAUUAGUGAUAUGCACAAGUAGUGUUCACUCCUCUUCAUAUUGUAUUUGUAGAACAGUAAUUUGACUCAGUAUAUUGACCUAUUGUGUUCCAUCAGUAGAUGUUCUUUUUUAUUGAAUUCUUGAUGGAAAAAAGUUAUUAAAAUUUUACUAUAGUUGUGUUGCAAGUAAUUAGAAGCCUUCAAGACAUCAUAGUAUGACCUAUCCAUUCAAUAAUGAUUGUGAAACACUCAUUGCAUUCCAUGUACAAAUAAAUAAUGAGUUCUUUCAUGUGGUUUGGACUGUAUGUAAUUCAUAAUGUUAAACAUGAUGUGGAAAUUAAUAGGUAUCUUAUGUCAUCGCUAUUAUCUUUACAUUGUGUUACACAGUGGAAAGUAAAGGCUGUGAUGUUCAUAAAACUUAUACAAAGCAAAAAUUUCUUCAUUCUUACGGGAUCCAAUUACUAUUACAAGUGAGUGCUCAAGCAAAUUGUUAGGUACAUUGGCUACAGAGAAUAUUAAAAACUAUUCAGGGCUCAGAAGGUAUCUAUACAAAUAUUACAACUCUCUUGUCUCAAUGCAAUCUUUAUCACCCAAAUAUAAUUAAAAAUAAACUGUAAAAUCAUGGGGAAUCCUUAUGAUAAUAAGUAACACAAGGCUUGUUCAUGGGGCUUGACCAAAGGAAUGUUGUUCUAAUCAAUUGUUUGACAAGAUUUCAGAUAAUUUAUUUCCAUCCUCAAGGUUGUACAUGAAUAAGGUCAAACAAAUACAUGUUAAUUAAGCAAAUUUUACACAAAAUUACUAUUUGCCUCACAACAAUUAGAACAUGAAUGAAUAAUAAUAAAUAUAGAAUAACUUACUACAUAAAACUGGAGCAAAAUAUUCAUAGUGUUAGGUAACCUCAUAUGAUGUGUGACCAACCCAAGAAAAUAGACGUGUUCCUAUGAACCCUAUUUCACAUGUGGUUACUUACCAGCAUUAAUAUUUAUGUUUCUUUUAUUGUAAUGUAUCGUGCAUAAAUUGUGUAGCAGACAGUAAUUUUGUGUAAAUUUAACUUAAUCAGCAUGUAUUUGUUUGAUCUUAAUCAUGCACUGCCUUGAAGAUGGAAGAAUUUUUUCUGAAAUGUUGAUAAAAAAAUUAAUUAGAAUUACAUUUGUGACUGAGCCCCAUGCACCAGCCUUGGCUGUAGUCAGUAAUAUCAACAUGUGGGAUGUGCUAACAGAUUGCAUCUGUAUUUGUGAAAUUUAUUUAUUAUUCUUUUGGAAUUAAAAUAAUAUAAUUUUGUCUUGUGUGGUCAAAUUUAAACCAGAAUGUACAUUAUUUUAAUGUGACUUUCUUGAUUCUGACAAUAAAUGCACUUAAAAAUUUUAG
Molecule: messenger RNA, 3706 nt
Organism: Gryllus bimaculatus (two-spotted cricket)
Lineage: Eukaryota; Metazoa; Arthropoda; Insecta; Orthoptera; Gryllidae
Source: the annotation of a GenBank genome assembly